Molecule: messenger RNA, 1344 nt
Organism: Sorghum bicolor (sorghum)
Lineage: Eukaryota; Viridiplantae; Streptophyta; Magnoliopsida; Poales; Poaceae
Exons: 1
Coding region: 420-1073 (217 amino acids)
Cellular component (GO): plasma membrane
Source: RefSeq, a predicted model, not a curated record
UCCGUCCAUCCAAAAAAAAAAACCCUGCCAGUUUCCCCGCAACGCAACGGUCACCUUCCUCUCGUCCUGUUUCAUGUCACUUGCCAUUUCAUUUCUCCAAGAUUUCCGAUUGGUGGGUGGGUUUCUCCGAGCGUAACCUCCUUCCUCCGUGUUCCGCGUCCGGCGAUGACCCCGCACGCCCAAGUCUUCGUCUUCGUCGUCGUCUCCUGGCCCUCCCUCCGCCCCUUUAGCAUUUAGCUAGCCUUUAACAACAACAUCCAUCGGCGAGGCCGUGAGGGGGGGCAGUGCGAUUGAUUCUCUCAACACCAAACACCUUUCAGCUGGAAGAAUCCUUUUCCCCCACUCUCUCAGUCUCAGAGACAGAGAGCCAGCCCGGCAAGAUCCGCGUUCCCCCCAACCACCCCACACCCGACCCGGCCAUGGCGUUCUACGAGGGCUGGUGCAGCGGCAAGAACGGCGGAGGCUGCUGCUCCGACUGCAGCUGGACGCGGAUCGCCAUCUGGACCGUCGCCAUCCUCGUCGUGUGCGCCGUCAUCAUCGUCCUCGUGCUGGCCUUCGGCGUGGUGCGCCCACCCAAGGCCACCGCCGACGACGCCGUGCUGCAGCGGUUCGCUCUGUCCCCGGCCGACCCGGCGUCCAACUCCACCGUCUCCUACAACCUCACCGCCACGGUGUCGCUCCGGAACCCCAACAUGUACCGCGCCAUCGACUACGGCGCGCUCGCCGUGGCCUUCUCCUUCAACGGCACCCGCUUCGACGACUCCGCGUCCGUCCCGGCGUUCCAGCACAAGCCACGGAAGACGGCGACGGUGCGCGUGACCGUCGGCGGCGUCGACAAGCCCAUCAAGCUCGCGAAGGCCGGGGUGGGGGAGUUCCGGACGGAGAACGACACGGGCAAGUUCGCCGUGGAGAUGCGGCUCGACACGGUGCUCCAGUACAAGGGCCGGUCCGCCAAGUGCCCGCUCGUCGUCAUCUGCCCGCUUCAGCUCCAGCUCGUCGACCCUGACGUCGCUGCCACCGCGUUCCAGCGGACCAAGUGCACCAUCCUCCGGGCCAAGAAGUCCGGCUGCUAGCUUAUUACUCUGCUCCAGCUCUCCAUUGGUGGCCUGGCUAGCUCAAUUUCUGCUUGGUGGGCUACCUCUCUAGUUUCUUGCUUCCUUCCUGUAAAAUUAAUUCUUCAAGACAAGAUUUUUUCUUCUUCUUCUUCUUCUUCUUGCAAGUGAAGAGAUUGUUGUUGUGUGUGAUUGGAAGAGUAUUUGUAGGAGUGGUGAAAUUGGAUGUGUAGAAAUUUGUGGAGAUUUGAGACGAUCGAUUCGUUGUCAGUUGUUUAUGAUCCUCUUCCUC